AUGCAUCAUUCUAAUACUUGUUCAUCAAAACCCGUAAAAUAUAUUUCCGUUACAAGAAAGAAAAGUGAACGUGCUAAAUUAAAAGCUAUAGAUUGUAAUGAAUGUCGUGACGUUAGAGCUUUACCUUUACCACCUAGUAUAUAUUCAUCAUUACCAAUUAACGAUGAAAAGAAACAUGAAGGAGAUUUAAAAGAUACCAGGAGUGAUGAAGAACUUUUAAAAGCUCGUAAACAACAUGUAUCAAGACAUCGAUACAAAUUUAUUCCUGAAGAUGAACCAUCUGGAUUCUGGGAUCUUAAUUAUUCUUCUAGGCGACCAUAA
Messenger RNA from Entrophospora candida, 321 nucleotides. Lineage: Eukaryota; Fungi; Glomeromycota; Glomeromycetes; Entrophosporales; Entrophosporaceae. The record is from the annotation of a GenBank genome assembly.